AUGGAUCUGGUGCAGAAGAAAAUCAAGGUCUCUGAUGAUGCUGACGAGGCUGAUGCAUCGUCAGAAGCAGCCGCCAAUGUGAGCGAAAGCACGGAUGUGGAGCUUGACAGUCAUCCUCUGCUGGCUCACCUCCGGCUUUAUAUUUUCAGUGAUGUAUACCUCGGCUCGGAACUGAAGCAGUUGGCCUAUGAAAGGCUCACUGCAUGCUUCGUGGGUAUCAGCAGACCGCAAACUCUCGAUCAACAUCGUAAGGUCAUCUCUGUCAUGCGGGUCGCCUCCCUCAAGAUUCAGCCCAGCGACAGUCUCUUGGACUGGCUGGCCCAUUAUGCGGCAUACACUGUCGAUCAACUUUCAAGUUCAGCCCUCUUUUCACGAACUUCUUGA
Aspergillus udagawae is the source of this 384-nucleotide messenger RNA. RefSeq lists its product as uncharacterized. The record is from RefSeq and is a predicted model, not a curated record. Bases 1 to 384 code for a protein of 127 amino acids. The transcript has a single exon. NCBI's taxonomy places the organism in Eukaryota, Fungi, Ascomycota, Eurotiomycetes, Eurotiales, Aspergillaceae.